GGUGGGAAACAUCCAUUUAUCUCCUCAAAAAAACACAGGCGGCUUUACCAACCUAUUUCAAAUUCCUCCCCACAAGAUCAGAAUACACCAUGUGUGCCUCAAACCAAAUCCUGUUUGACUAUAGGAUGUGUAGAAUUUAAGUUUAAAAUUAAGGCCAGAGCCCAAGGAGGGAGGACCCAUCUCUGUCUCAAAAGACCACUUCAAUAAUUCAGCGUGCACUGGGGGCAACAGAAUGAAAAGGGCUGUCUUUCAACAGGGAAUAAUCCAUCUAAUUCCAAGGGCCUGGAUUAUAAGCAUUCCUGGACAAGCAGAGUCUGGCUGCAGAUUAUGCUAUGCUAAGGACAAUUUGUGACAAAAGGCACGAGAUCUGUAGAAAGAUUUCAAAACGGACAAGACCAGGACAGAGGCACCUUAGUAAAGUUCACCCUGGGUGAGGUGGCAGUUGGUUCUGAAAGGUGGAAGCAGGCCAUGACAGCUGAGCAUUCCUUCCCAAAGACCAUCUCCGAGGCUCGGAGCCUCUCUAAACCUUACACUUCAUCAGACAAAAGCUCCUCCAGGCGCCCAGGCAGCGGCUGAAGAGGGGCUGUCCACACCCACUCGGUGCACAGCUUUCCAAACCUGCCCACUCGUUUUGGAAGCGGGCUUUUAAUUAAACACCACCUCCCCGGAUCGGGAUCUGUUGAGGCAAACUGCGGCUGGGCCAGAGCCAAAGAGAAGCUCCCUAAAUACACAUUAAAAAAAUAAUUUCCCCCACCGCCCCCAAUUCCCACCUCCAGCCAGCUCGCGCGGCUGGUUUUAUUUCCUCUGGAUGAAUAACACGGGGCCCUGGUCUAUCUCUAGGCACCAGAAAAUCCACCUCCGAGGAUCAGGUUAUGCCCAGUCCCACCCUUUGCAGGAAAAAGCUAGGGUGUUGUUCCCCGCCCCCACACGCGCGCGCGCGCACACACAUGCACGCGCGCACACACACACCAUCUUCACAACCCUUCCAAGAGAAAACCUAGAGUGUGUGUCCGUUUGGGUCUGGGAGGGCGGGAUACAGUUAUUUCGGGGGCCCCAAUCUUGCCUUCAGGUUCAGCUGGGGGAAGGUGGGGCCCCUGCAAGGCUGCCCGGGAACUUCGGCCCGCGCCCCGCGGGAGGGCUGAGAGAGGGCGCGCAUAGCUUUACCAGCUUCGGAACAGCCCAAUUAAUAACUAAUUUGCUCAGAUCCCCCACUCCAAGUAGACCUGACAGCCGAGGAGGGACUGGCUUUCCCUCUCAGUCUGCUAGGCUAGGGGACUCCUUCCUGCGCGCGGGCAGAGCCCUCACUCCCUCCCCACCACCGCGCCAGGCGCCCCCACCCCGUGCCCGGGGGAAUCAGGUGUCCGCCCGGGCAUCCAGCCCCCGCGGGUCCCAGACAUUCAGUUCAGGGACAGACAAUGGGAAAACUUGGAGCCAGUGCCCUGAGCCCCCGAGGGAAAGAAAUGGUGCCGCCCCCUGGGACAAUGAGCGGGGAGAUGGCGUGGGACAGCAGACACCCCCCAGAGAAGCCGCCCGCCUAGUGACCCAGCAGAGCCUGGAGCAGCACCCCGGGUAAACUCAGAUGCCUCUGAUGGAUUCGAAAUAACCAGAUAUAUUUCUGAAUUGCUUCAUAUGGAGCUGUUAAAAACAGUAAUGGGCCAGGCACGGUGGCUCACACCUGUAAUCCCAGCACUUUGGGAGACUGAGUCGGAUGGAUCACAAGG
Cercocebus atys (sooty mangabey) is the source of this 1721-nucleotide messenger RNA. RefSeq lists its product as uncharacterized. The coding region runs from base 809 to 1573 and encodes 254 amino acids. The transcript has 3 exons. NCBI's taxonomy places the organism in Eukaryota, Metazoa, Chordata, Mammalia, Primates, Cercopithecidae. The record is from RefSeq and is a predicted model, not a curated record.